AUGAUUGAACAAACACAAAAAGGAACGCGCAUAGGGCCGCUGCCUGGGGGUCGCCGGGGCGCGUCUGGAGCUGGCGCUGGACGCGGCAGCAUGCGGGCCGCCAGCCGAGCGCGAGGAGCUGCACGAUCGCCUAGCAGGCUCUCGCAUCCAUCAUCCCCACCAGAAGGCUUGAUGUCGGCUGGGUCUUCUCGGACCCAGCAAGCAACACCCGCCGCUGGUGGAGCACGUCGAAUGCGUUGGACAAAAUCCAUGAACGAAAACGCAUUGCGGGCGUACUAUAGGACGAAAGGAGAAGAAACUGCGGGAAUAGUGUAUAGAUCUCGGAUGCAUUGCUUUUUUGCUGAGCUGGAGCCGUCUAUCCCCGUCACGGAACAAAACCUGGCAGACGGAGUUCGGUACAUCAUGCGCUCGAAAAUAUUUGAUGAUGCCGAACUCGAACGACUACGACGUGAGGCUAUUCCGUCGUCGAAUGAAUCGGCUAUGGCUGGAGAUACAGCUCCACAUUCGACAGACCAGUAUCCACACGUGGAAGCCGCCAUGGAUCUUCCAGUUGUGGUUUAUUCGAACGACGAUGAAAUAGUCUCCCACGAACUAGAGCAAAUGAGGAGUAUAUUGGAAGAGGCGAAUUUGGAAACGCGCAGCACCCCUCUCGAAAAUCGACCGCGACUUCCCCCGCAUACCCCUAAGCAAGCGAAAUCGGACAGUCGUGCGGGCUCUUAA
Messenger RNA from Parnassius apollo (apollo), 720 nucleotides. Lineage: Eukaryota; Metazoa; Arthropoda; Insecta; Lepidoptera; Papilionidae. The record is from the annotation of a GenBank genome assembly.